Messenger RNA from Pseudomyrmex gracilis, 1948 nucleotides. Its product is annotated as protein amnionless-like. Gene Ontology annotation, biological process: intracellular protein localization; receptor-mediated endocytosis. The record is from RefSeq and is a predicted model, not a curated record. The transcript has 6 exons. NCBI's taxonomy places the organism in Eukaryota, Metazoa, Arthropoda, Insecta, Hymenoptera, Formicidae. Bases 273 to 1712 code for a protein of 479 amino acids. Gene Ontology annotation, cellular component: apical plasma membrane; endocytic vesicle.
CGUGAAUCACAGACACGCCCCCAUUUGCCUUCGAUUAUUCCGCACAGUUUUCAGUCGUCAGUGUUUCUGUACCGCGUGCUCAGCUUCUUUUUUUUCUCUAAUUCAUUUAGUAUAUUGUUUAACUCAUUAAAAAUGACAAGAAAUAUGUGAAUUUACUUUAUCUCGUAGUGUAAAUAAAAAUUAAUAUAUUAUAAAGUAAUGUAAAUUUCUCUCCCGUCACACGUAUUGACUUAUUUGCAACAAACCUGCACCGACUGACAACUCGCGAAAUUAUGCUCGGUUCUUUCGUGUUCCUUUGCAAAAUUGUGCUGUGUGUUAUCCUGAUAUCAGGAUACUCCGCCGCUAUUGAGAAACACUGGCUUCCGGAUCUCGAAUGGCAAACCGCGAGUAAUUGGGCAGACGGUCUUGUUCCAGAAAUUGACAACCAUAUAAUUUUUCCUCUACUGACUCGACACGCAGUGGGUAUCGCCGGCGAUCUUAGAUUAUCCGAGAUCGAUUUGCCCGGGCAAGGAUCUCUGGUUCUGCCUAGAAACGGUAAAUUGCAGCUGAGCAAUUCGAGAGCAGAUGCGAAAAUCAGCAAGUGGUCAAAGGAGGGCAAUUUCUUCUGGGCCGAUCCGGCUAAUUGGAACGGCAGUUCGAUCGCGGUGCCGCAUCUCGAGAGCGUUCCCUGUCGUCGCGAUGACGUUGUUCUGCCGGCAGCGAAUCGCACUUUGAGUAUCCUAUUGCCUGUAAGGGAGAUCGAAGUGAAGUCGAUUCGACUGGCGAACGAGCAGCCGUUCGUCGACUGGGAAUGGGAAAGUUUUCAGGAUCGCAGAGAAUUUUCUCGCGGCAGAUUCACCGUAAAAUAUGCUUCGCUACAUCUGGCUCUGUUCGACUGUCCGGUGUGUUUCUGUCAGGGAGAUUCUCAGAGCGACUACCUCGAGGAGAUCUGCGCCAUUCAGAGACCUAGAUGCGGUUUCACAGGUUGCGAGUAUCCUCUUACGGUCGAGGGUCACUGUUGCCCGUACUGCGGAGGACGCGUUUCUACUUCAGAAACUAUUUCCUUAGCGAUAGUACAAGCCGCAGCGGACGAAGCUUUGGAAGGAUAUUCGGAUAAAAUUGGCUGGCAUGCCAGACGUUCUUGGAACGGCGACGUCGAGGUACUCGUAAAGGAAAAAGGAAGCUAUUCCGGGAUCACGAUAGAGGAAGCGGUGGAGACCCUGCGGGAGAUGUUGCAAAAGAGCGGAAUUAAAGUGAGCGUGGCGGAGACCGCGGGUGCAGCUCUGAAAGAUUCCCGAUUGGCUGUCGCACUUGGACCACUUCUUGUGACGCCUCUCGUUGUGAUUGUUCUUCUUUCGCUGGCCUUCCUUUACUUCGGUUAUUCCUUGGAAAGUGUUCUCUCGGGAUGUAUGGAAGCCGUCUCAUCCGUACGAGAUGGAAUUCGAACAGACAAGCAAAAGCACGGUUUUGCCCGUUUCGAGAAUGUUCCCGAAGGCAAUGUUCAAAUUGCUGACGUUCCCGGAACGAGCGAGCGAGAGGUCGUUAACGUCGAGGGGAUAACGCAGCUCGCGAGUGGCAGAUUUGAAAAUCCCUUAUACCGGUCCAAGAGAAACAAGACGGAGGAAGAAGGUAAGAUUCUUGACAUUGACGCUCCCCUCAGUCUUACCACUCUCAAAGGCAGAAUAGAUCAACUGGAUCAAGCGGAAAACGAAGAAAUGGAGUCCGAAGAGUAAAACAUUGGUCUUUGGUUAAUGAAAUUUUCUUAAACACAUAAAAGUUUGUAUAAAAAACAAAAACAAGACACGCACACGUAAAUGUUUUCCAACAACUUAUUUAACAAGAAGAAAAAUAAAGAAUGUUCGUUUUUUCCUUCGUAAAAAAGACAACACAAUUGUUUGCAGUGGAUAUGUAACUUAUAUAAUGUUAUAGUAUGUGUAAUUAAAUCAUUAAAGCGUACAAUUUUAGCUCA